Molecule: messenger RNA, 1289 nt
Organism: Linum tenue
Lineage: Eukaryota; Viridiplantae; Streptophyta; Magnoliopsida; Malpighiales; Linaceae
Source: the annotation of a GenBank genome assembly
CCCUGCCUCCUCCUCCCUUCCAACCUUUCUCUCCCUCAGGUGGAAGAACAAAAGAAAAAAAAAUGGAAACAACCAAAAUCCAAUAGCCAAAAGAAACCCAAAACAACCAAUAAGCGUCAAACUUUUUUCCGCCAUAUUUUUAUGGUAUUUCCCCCCUGCCGAUAACUUCUUCCCCACCUGUUCUUAGAUUUUCUUCCCUCCCUGAUUCUGUUUUCCGGUUGGCAGGCUGAACCCAGAAUCAGAACAGCAACAAAAUGGCGUACAAAGUGGAUCACGAGUACGAUUACCUCUUCAAGAUCGUCUUGAUCGGCGACUCCGGCGUCGGCAAAUCCAACAUCCUCUCCAGAUUCACCCGCAACGAGUUCUGCCUCGAAUCCAAAUCCACCAUCGGCGUCGAAUUCGCCACCAGGACCCUCCAGGUGGAAGGGAAAACGGUGAAGGCGCAGAUAUGGGACACGGCCGGGCAAGAGAGGUACAGAGCAAUUACAAGCGCGUACUACAGGGGAGCCGUGGGAGCGCUACUGGUCUACGACAUAACGAAGCGGCAGACGUUCGACAACGUGCUGCGGUGGCUCCGCGAGCUGCGCGACCACGCGGACUCCAACAUCGUGAUCAUGAUGGCCGGGAACAAGUCCGAUUUGAACCACCUGAGGGCGGUGUCGGCGGAGGACGCCCAGAUGUUGGCGGAGAAGGAAGGGCUCUCGUUCCUCGAGACGUCGGCGCUCGAAGCGUUCAAUGUGGAGAAGGCAUUUCAGACGAUCUUGCUUGACAUCUACCAGAUCAUCAGCAAGAAGGCGUUGGCCGCUCAGGAAGCGGCCAAUGCCUCUGGAGUGCCGCAGGGGAAGUCCAUUAACGUCGCCAAUCUCAAUGGUAACGCUAACAAUAAAACCUGCUGCUCCAAUUGAUCUGAGUUUCCGGAUUUUUCAUUUUCCAUUUUUUGCCCUGAAUUCAUCUGUUAAUUUUUGUUUGAUCUCUAUUGGGUUUCUGCUUUCUGCUUGUUUACGGGUCCGUAAUGUAUUCGAUGAUGGUAGAGCUUUUUAGUUUGUGAUGAUCAAAGAGAGAAAUGGGUAGACAAGAAUUUUUCCUUUUGUUCCUUUUGUUUUUGUGUUUUGUGUGUUUUUGGCUGUCGAUGGUUAGUAUAGGUGGGGGUUAAGUAUUUGUAAGGAUUUUGUAUGAUCAUUACUGUUUGUGCUUGUAAUCACUAAUCAUAUGCUAAUUUCUGUCACAUUCACUAAUUGUUUAAUGUUAAUUGUGAUAGUAAUGAAUUUUUUUCUCAAGUUAUUGCCUUG